AUGCUCGCGGCGAAGCUUAGUCGCUACGUCGCGGCUGGAUGCCUGGUCAUCGAGUCGGAAAGCCGACAUACUGACGGAAUCUGGGCAUCGGUAGAGCCAGGGCAGUGGCUUCACUUCGGCCCAUUCGAGCAUGUGUCUGCGCAGGAUAGAAGGAUCAACAGCCAGACUGACCAUGGCCCACUGACGAAUCCCGUCAAAGCCGCCUUCCAGUCUGGCUUUUUGGAGCAAGAGGUCCAAGAUUUCCUCAUCUAUUCCUCCGGAUGCCUCGCAUCAUAUGCAGACCUUUUGCGCAAGGGCUGGGUCCACAUGAGUCUCAGUGUGAGUCUCGAUAAUUUUGGAUAUCCCAUCGUUCGAGUCUACCUCCUCCCUGAUGACGUCGACAACCGCACCAUUUCCCGUUCGGAUGCCUCUUUGCGAAAGACGAGACUGGCUCUCCUCGGGCAGCUGGACUUCUCGAGAGAUACCUGGCAAGGUCGCCCGAGAAGUGAUCGGUCUCCGAGGCCGUGCCUUUUUCACAGCCCGGAGACAACAGCCGACUCACCAGAUACCGAGGGCCAAUCCCUGCUUCAGAUGUUCAACACCAUUCCCUCGCCAGACCCAAAUCCCGACGACAUCCACGACUUCGAUGCUCGCGAUGCAGCCUACAGGCUAAUGAGCAGCGACAUACCCGGCCUUAUCACCAAAUUGUACAUUUAUCAGCGCCGGUCCGCCGCAUUGAUGCUCCACCGGGAGACCCAAGGGCAGCAAGUUUUGGAUCCGCGUCUUGUGAAAGUAGCAGAUCCACUUGGGAGGCCGUGGUAUUACGAUGCAGUUACCGGCACCUGCCUCCGAGAACCGAGAUACUACGACGCGCCUUGCGGCGGAAUUCUUGCUGAAGAGAUGGGCGCUGGCAAGACGCUCAUAUGUUUAGCCCUCAUUCUGGCCACCAGACAUAUCCCUUCCGCUGGCCCGGAUCAUUUACGGACAAAUGAGCCAGCAAUUCGCCGUCGAAUUGGAAGCCUUGCGGAUAUGGCUGCAGCGUGCAUCACUCGCAACUCGGUGCCUUGGAGGUCGGUGUUUGGCGCUCUUGAACCUGGUAGCAUAGAGUACCCUCUGUGUGUCGCUGCCAUCCAUCGCAACCCUGGCGUUUACAGCGUGCCCCCUCCGCCACGUCGUCGGGAAACGCCAGGCCGGCAGUCAACUGUUUCGCCCGCGCCGACACAUAUCUUUCUCAGCCAUUGUUCUCUUGUCAUCGUGCCUCCAAACCUCGUACAACAAUGGAAGCAGGAGAUCGCCAAGCACACCGUCGGUCUGAGGGUCUUCGCCGUUGACAAGAAACAGGAUUUACCGCCAGCCACGGAACUUGCGGACUACGACAUCAUCUUGUUCUCGUCCACGCGCUUUGACAAGAUGUGGGAGGACUUGGCUGUCGACCGGAAUGGCGCCCAGGUCCUCCGGAACUCUCUAGCACAGAUCCACUUCAAGCGCUGCAUUGUUGAUGAAGGGCACAAGCUAGGCCAUGCUACGGCUAGUAGAAAGAGCAACAUGCAUCACAUCAUUGACCAUCUUCAUAUCUCCGCGAGGUGGAUAGUCACUGGGACUCCGUCCAAGGGCCUCUAUGGAGUUGAUGACACUCCAAGUCCACACCUCAACAGCGGGCAACGUCAACCCAACAAGCGCCAGGCGAAAACUUCGGCUGAUCUUGAGAAGGAGGAUUUGAAACGUAUCGGCUCGAUUGCGAUGUUGUACCUGCAGAUGCGACCAUGGGCUAACCAGUGGACUGAAGCUGGAGAUUCUCCGGCGGACUGGAACGUCUAUGUGAUGCAGCCCCAGCACUCGUCCCGCAGCACCGGCCGGGAAGAUUGUCUCAAGAAAACGCUCGAGUCUCUGAUCAUUCGGCACCGUCUAUCCGAGGUCGGAGAUCUCUUGCCGACCGUCGACGAGAAGAUUGUCUACCUUGACGGUUCCUUUCAGGAUCGCCUUGUCCUCAAUCUUUUCUCCAUGAUGAUUAUCUUCAACGCCGUCCAGUCGCAGCGGGCAGACCAGGAUUACUUUUUCCAUCCCCGACAGAGAAAAGCGCUUCUUGAACUUGUAUCCAACCUCCGACAAGCCAGUUUUUUCGGCGGUUCGUUCUUCUCGCCCCCGCAGAUCCUCAAAGCCAUCGAAACUGCUGAGGAUUUCUCGAAAGAAGGCAGAGUGCCAAUAAGUCCCGCAGACGAGGCUCUGUUGCGAGAUGCAGUGGAAUUCGGCCGACUCGCUGCAAAAAACGACAUUAAGCGAUGUGCCAACUUGUUCCGCGAAGUCCCUCUCUACGUCAGAAACUUCCCCUGGAACGCGGGCCGCGAAUGGUCCCUCGAUCUGAAGGACGGUGACCCAAUGUGCACAGACUCGCGCAUGAUCUCUGCGCUGCAGAAAUUCCUUCACCCCAUGGUCGAUGCUCCCGUUUCGCUGCAGAUGACAUUUGAGAGCGGUCGGUUUGCGGAGCGCGGCCGCGAAGAACGGUCAAAAGAGAUUGAGGACCAAGACCCGGAAGCCGAGGAAAAGAACCAGCCGAAGCCCCUUGCUGGAAACACCCAGUUGGGCCAGGAUAACAGCAGUCCCAGCAGACGGCGCUCUGCCAUCAUGGGCAAAGGCUCACUGAAGACGGAUGAUAUGCCUGCGGUUGGGGAAGACCAUGGUAUCGCCGCACCCCUCGCCCAGGCCCAGCUCAUCUCGACAGCCUCCGCAAAGCUCUCCUACUUGGUCGACCAGAUUGUGAAGUAUCAAGAGUCGGAGCAGAUCAUCAUCUUCUACGAGAACGAUAAUGUGGCAUACUACCUUGCCGGCGUUCUUGAAAUACUUCAGAUCCAGCACCUCAUCUACGCCAAAGGCCUGACCCCAGAGCGAAGAGCGCAGUACGUCGCGACCUUCAACCACAACCCCAAGUUCCGGGUCCUCCUCAUGGACAUCACACAAGCCGCCUUCGGGUUGGACAUGCAGUCGGCCUCGCGGAUCUACUUCAUCAACCCGGUCCUCAACCCGCAGGUCGAGGCGCAGGCCAUCGGCCGCGCCCGCCGCAUCAGCCAGAAGAAACCCGUUUCGGUUGAGACGCUCGUGCUGCGCGGGUCCGUCGAGGAGGUCAUUGUGCGGCGCCGCGCAGAGAUGACGCAGGCCGAGCAGUGGAAGUGCCGGUCGAUAUUGGACGACAAGUCCAUCUAUGAGUGGAUUCUCAAUGCGCGGAUCUUACCGAUGCCCGAUGGCCAUGGGGAUGGGGAUGAUGGUGGGCCGGGGCAGAUGGCGCUACUGGAGACGCCGCUGUUUCUCUUUGGGCGCGGGUUCGGGAGGGAGCUGGCGCAUCCGGAUCAGGACCUGGUGGGCGUGAAUGAGUCGCCUGUGAGGAAGAAACCGAAGGUGGAUGGCGGUGAGAUCAGGGUGGUUGUUCCGGAGAGCGCCCGGAAGAGGACUUCUCCUCAUUCUUGGUCGGGUACUCCAGUCCGGUCCGCCGUGGGUACGCCAGUCCCUGAUGAAGGUGGUGUUGGCGACGGUGGUGUUGCUGCUCCGAAGAAGAGAGCGCGUGUACGGUUUGCUGAGGCGGAUGAAAGUUAA
Parathielavia appendiculata is the source of this 3564-nucleotide messenger RNA. Its product is annotated as helicase-like protein. Gene Ontology annotation, cellular component: nucleus. Bases 1 to 3564 code for a protein of 1187 amino acids. The transcript has 4 exons. NCBI's taxonomy places the organism in Eukaryota, Fungi, Ascomycota, Sordariomycetes, Sordariales, Chaetomiaceae. The record is from RefSeq and is a predicted model, not a curated record. Gene Ontology annotation, molecular function: ATP-dependent chromatin remodeler activity; ATP binding. Gene Ontology annotation, biological process: DNA repair.